GAUUGGCCAGUGCCGGUUCAGUGGUUGGAUCAUCAGCAUGCUGGCGCGGCUACAGAUCGCGCGCCGGCCGUGGCUAGUGCGCGGCGCCGCUACGUCGGGCGCCACCAAGCUGCGCCCGGAGCGCUUCGUUGACGUCGCGCGGCUCUUCCAGAGCGAGCAGCAGACACACCGCGAAUUCACCAAGAUGCCAUCGCGCUUCGCCGUGCCAGCUUGCGCGCCGUGGCCGAGCGACGUGCAAGGCACGACGAUCAACGUGUCGUUGUACCGCUCGUCUCACAAGCGCGGCCUUCUCAAGCCUGACGUUGUCGCUGCGCUCGACGCCAUCGGCUUUGUCUGGGACCUCCGCGAGUUCAAUUGGCAGUGGCGCAUGCGGGCGUUCAAGACGUACCGCGAGCUGCACGGCCACACCAACGUGCCGCAAGCCUUUAGCGUACCCAGCGACGACUCGCGCUGGCCUGUGCACACGUGGGGACUUGCGCUCGGCGAUAUCGUGCACAACCUGCGAACAGGCGCCAUGGCGAUCCGGAAAGACCAGCGCGCGCAGCUGGAGGCGAUCGGGUUCGUCUGGGCAGCCAACAAGUACAGCUGGAGCGAUACCCUCGACGCGCUCAAAACGUUUCGCGGUCUGCACGGCCACGUGAACGUGCCGCAGAUCUUCCAGGUGCCGUCCGAGAACCCCGCGUGGCCGCCACACACGUGGGGUCUCAAGCUCGGGGCCGCCGUCCGCAACUUCCGCAUGCGCAAGAACGUGAUCGCAAAAGACAAGUGCAGCGACCUCAACGCGAUCGGGUUUCUGUGGUCGACACGGCAAAAGUUGGACGAGACACAAAUUAAGCACUAAAUUCUGGUAUGACCAUCGUCGCUACACUUCAUAAAAUUCGC
Saprolegnia parasitica CBS 223.65 is the source of this 882-nucleotide messenger RNA. RefSeq lists its product as hypothetical. The transcript has a single exon. NCBI's taxonomy places the organism in Eukaryota, Oomycota, Saprolegniomycetes, Saprolegniales, Saprolegniaceae. The coding region runs from base 38 to 841 and encodes 267 amino acids. The record is from RefSeq and is a predicted model, not a curated record.